AUGGCUUCCAAGGCAGAAGGGAAGGGCAUUGGCAUCGACCUUGGUACCACCUACAGUUGCGUGGGCGUCUGGCAAAACGACCGCGUCGAGAUCAUAGCCAACGACCAGGGCAACAGAACCACACCAUCCUAUGUGGCAUUCACCGACACCGAGCGUCUCAUCGGAGAUGCUGCUAAGAACCAGGUUGCCAUGAACCCCCAAAACACCGUGUUCGACGCCAAGCGUCUCAUCGGGCGCCGAUUCUCGGACCCUUCCGUGCAGGCAGACAUGAAGCACUGGCCCUUUAAGGUUGUCCCCGGUCCCGCCGAGAAGCCCAUGAUCGUGGUCAGCUACAAAGGCGAAGAGAAACAGUUCGCGGCGGAGGAGAUUUCGUCUAUGGUGUUGACGAAGAUGAAGGAGAUCGCGGAGGCUUACCUUGGACAGAGCGUGAAGAACGCGGUGAUCACUGUCCCUGCCUACUUCAACGACUCUCAGAGACAAGCGACGAAGGACGCUGGUGCCAUUGCGGGGCUUAAUGUAAUGAGAAUCAUCAACGAGCCAACCGCUGCUGCCAUUGCCUAUGGAUUAGACAAGAAGGGUUCGAGGAGUGGCGAAAAGAAUGUGCUUAUUUUCGACCUUGGGGGUGGAACAUUCGAUGUGUCGCUCCUCACCAUUGAGGAAGGUAUUUUCGAAGUCAAGGCCACUGCUGGGGACACUCAUUUGGGAGGUGAAGAUUUUGACAACAGGCUUGUGAACCACUUUGUGUCUGAGUUCAAGAGGAAACACAAGAAGGAUAUGAGCACCAGUGCGAGAGCUCUUAGGAGAUUAAGGACUGCAUGUGAGAGAGCUAAGAGGACUCUCUCAUCCACUACCCAAACGACUAUCGAGAUUGACUCCCUCUACGAAGGUAUUGACUUCUAUUCCACCAUCACCAGAGCCAGAUUUGAGGAACUCAACAUGGACUUGUUCCGCAAGUGCAUGGAACCUGUUGAGAAGUGUUUGAGGGACUCCAAGAUCGACAAGAGUCACGUUCACGACGUUGUCCUUGUUGGUGGGUCCACCAGGAUUCCGAAAGUGCAACAGCUGUUGCAGGAUUUCUUUAAUGGGAAAGAGCUUUGCAAGAGCAUUAACCCCGAUGAGGCUGUGGCGUACGGUGCUGCAGUGCAGGCUGCUAUUUUGAGCGGCGAAGGGAACGAGAAGGUUCAGGACUUGCUUCUGCUUGAUGUUACUCCUCUUAGCCUCGGCAUUGAAACUGCAGGGGGUGUGAUGACAGUGUUGAUUCCGAGGAACACAACAAUUCCCACCAAGAAGGAGCAAAUUUUCUCCACUUACGCCGACAACCAGCCAGGAGUGCUUAUACAAGUGUAUGAAGGUGAGAGGGCGAGGACCAAAGACAACAACCUGUUGGGAAAGUUUGAACUCGCUGGCAUCCCUCCAGCACCAAGAGGAGUUCCUCAAAUCAAUGUGUGUUUUGACAUUGACGCAAAUGGGAUUUUGAAUGUGUCGGCUGAGGACAAGACCGCAGGGGUGAAGAACAAGAUCACUAUCACGAAUGAUAAGGGAAGGCUGAGCAAAGAGGAGAUUGAGAGAAUGGUGCACGAGGCUGAGAAAUACAAGGCAGAGGAUGAGGAUGUGAAGAAGAAAGUGGAGGCGAAGAACUCGUUGGAGAAUUAUGCUUACAACAUGAGGAAUACUGUGAAGGAUGAGAAGUUUGCAGGAAAACUGAACCCUGCUGAUAAGCAGAAGAUCGAGAAGGCUGUUGAUGAGACGAUUGAAUGGCUUGACAGGAACCAACUGGCUGAAGUGGAGGAAUUUGAGGACAAAUUAAAGGACUUGGAGGGAUUGUGCAACCCAAUUAUCUCAAAGAUGUAUCAAGGGAGUGCUGGAGAUGUGCCAAUGGGUGGUGCAGAUGACAUGCCUAAUGGUGGUGGCUAUGGAAAAUCAUCAACUGGUGCUGGGCCUAAGAUUGAAGAAGUUGACUAA
This is a messenger RNA of Sphenostylis stenocarpa, 1962 nucleotides long. The record is from the annotation of a GenBank genome assembly. NCBI's taxonomy places the organism in Eukaryota, Viridiplantae, Streptophyta, Magnoliopsida, Fabales, Fabaceae.